CCGACCCGCCCGCGACCCCGAACACCCCGGGGCGGGGGGACGGGACGAGGCGGGGAGAGGGUUUUAGAGCGGCGGCGGGGCCGGGGGAGCGCGGAGCCAUGGGGGAGGCGGACCCCGGCGAGCCGGCGGCGGUGGACAGCCGGGGGGCUGCGGCGGAACCGCUGCAGAAACCGCCUUACUCCUACGUGGCGCUGAUCGCCAUGGCCAUCCGGGCCAGCCCCGAGCAGCGGCUUCCCCUCAGCGGUAUCUACGCCUACAUCGCCGGGCGCUUCCCCUACUACCGCGGCGGUCCCAAGGGCUGGCAGAACAGCGUCCGCCACAACCUCAGCCUCAACCCCUGCUUCCGCCGCCUGCCCCGCCGCGCCGCUCCCCCCGCCGCUCCCCGCCGCGGCGGGGACUGGGUGCUGGAUCCCGCCUUCCACGACAUGUUCCCGGGGGGGGACUACCGCCGCCGCCGCCGCCCGCGCCGACAAACACCCCCCCCGCCGCCGCCGCCUCCUCCUCCUCCUCCUCCUCCCGCCGCCGCCGUUCCCUGGCUGGCUCCGCCGCCUCCCGCCGGUUGCCCGCACGGUCCCUGCGCGGCGCUGGCGCUGCCGUUGCCCCGGGGAUGCCGCUGCGGCGAGGUGGCCGGUUGGGGCCCCCCCGCCAUCCUGGGACCGCCGCAGGGGUUGCCCGCCUGGCCGCUUGCCGGCGGCGCCGGGGCGAGGGCUGUUCUGCGCCCGGCGGACCUGGAUCUCGGGAUCAGCAGCGACCUGGGGGGGAAGGUGCCCUCCUCCUUUAAAUAAAGCCCCCGACGUGAGAUGCGGUGCCGCGGGACGGGGGCUGAUCUGCUUGAGCAGAGCUUGUGUCGGCUGGCUGGAGGCGGGGGGGGUGUUCGGGGGUGUUUCUGCAUCCCGGCUUGAGAAAGGGGCUUAAAUAAAUGCUCAGCUAUUGGAAGUGCCUGGAGGAGGAUUGCUCGGAGAAGUUCCCGUUGCUGUGACUGAGAUGUGCCACCUUGUUUCUCCGUGCUGCGAGGAGUGUGAAUUGUGCUUCUGCGCUGCUUUAUCCGUUUGGAUUGGGGGAUUUGGGGGGGGGGGGGGGGUUGUGAUAUUGUUGUUUGAACCUUCAGGCAGGGCUGAAGGGGGGGCUGCGGAGCUCGAGCAAGCUAAAUCGGUAUCUUGUGUCUUCUCGAAUCUGUCGUGUAGAUGCUAGUCCUUGCAAAAGUGAAACUCGGUUCGAGCAGGGAAAUUAUUUUUUCAAGUGUCCUUAAACUUCUUUUGGAGCUUUUCUUUCAAGGUUUAUGAAAAAGCAAUAUAUGUAUUUUUCCAUUGGGGAGGGGGGGAACCAGCAAAAGACCGAAACACAAACCCCAAAGAUCUUUGGAGUAAUCCUGGGAAUCUUGUGGGUUUGUAUUUAAAGCGAAUCUAUAUGGGGUUUUUCGUACAGUGAAGAGUUAUUUUAUAUUGUUGCUUGUUAUAUAUGUUUACAUAUGUUCAUUGUUAACAGGUCUCUUAUAAAUGAUGAUGCUAUAAUUACUGUGUUCAUUGUUAACAUGUUUCUUACAGAUGCUGAUGCUAUAAUUACUAUGUAAGGUCUUUUCCCCUUUUAAUUUCAGAGGGAGUAGUUUCUAUGCUUUUCCCUCAGAAUAAGGGUUCAGAGAGAAAAUAUGCUUCUAAUAAAACUGUGUUUCAAGGGAGAGAAAAGUUCAAAUGCUGUUAUGUGAAGAGCAGCGCUUGUUGUGUGUUAUAUUUUAUGAGUUGUUUAAUAAAUAGUACUUCCGAAAA
Aquila chrysaetos chrysaetos is the source of this 1763-nucleotide messenger RNA. RefSeq names its product forkhead box protein E3-like. Bases 99 to 785 code for a protein of 228 amino acids. Gene Ontology annotation, biological process: regulation of transcription by RNA polymerase II; anatomical structure morphogenesis; cell differentiation. The transcript has a single exon. The record is from RefSeq and is a predicted model, not a curated record. NCBI's taxonomy places the organism in Eukaryota, Metazoa, Chordata, Aves, Accipitriformes, Accipitridae. Gene Ontology annotation, molecular function: DNA-binding transcription factor activity, RNA polymerase II-specific; RNA polymerase II cis-regulatory region sequence-specific DNA binding.